Messenger RNA from Bolinopsis microptera, 817 nucleotides. Its product is annotated as eukaryotic translation initiation factor 2 subunit 1-like. Gene Ontology annotation, biological process: translational initiation. Gene Ontology annotation, cellular component: eukaryotic translation initiation factor 2 complex; eukaryotic 48S preinitiation complex. Gene Ontology annotation, molecular function: translation initiation factor activity; ribosome binding; RNA binding. NCBI's taxonomy places the organism in Eukaryota, Metazoa, Ctenophora, Tentaculata, Lobata, Bolinopsidae. The record is from RefSeq and is a predicted model, not a curated record.
AUGGGCGCCACUAUAGCUUCAGAGGUGGACGAGGUUGUCAUGGUAAAUGUUGUUCAGAUCGCUGAGAUGGGCGCCUAUGUCAAACUACUUGAAUACGAUGGACAGAAAGGUAUGAUCCUCAUGUCUGAGUUCUCGAGAAAGUGUAUCAGGUCUAUAAACAAGUUGGUGAGAGUGGAAAGGAACGAGUGUGUCCUGGUGACCAGAGUGGACCAAGAUAAGGGGUAUAUUGAUCUCUCCAAGAGACGAGUCGUACAGGAGGAUAUUAAGAGGUGCGAAGAAAAGUACUCUAAAGCUAAAACAGUUAACCAGAUCUUGAGACAUGUUGGGGAGCUGCUAGAUUAUGAGGAUGAUAAAAUGUUAGAGGAGCUGUACAAGAGGACCGCGUGGUGCUUUGACAAGAAAUACCCCACAAGUGGAAGAUCACACGAGAUGUUCAAAGAAGCCGCUCAAAAACCUGAGGUCCUCGAUGAAUGUAAUCUACACUGACUACACACCAAAGAGGUUCUUUUGAAAAACAUCAAGAGGAGACUCACGUCUACUCCGCAAGCAGUCAAAGUAAGAGCUGACGUAGAGGUGCUAUGUUACGCGUACGAAGGUAUUGAUGCAGUGAAAGCAGCUCUCAGAGUAGGUUUAGAACUAGCUACAGAAGAAGUCCCCUUGAAAAUUAACCUUAUUGCUCCACCCAUUUACGUCAUCUCUGUAACGUUAUUCAACGAAGAGAAAGGAGUGGAGGCAGUAAGAGCGUCUAUGGCUGCCAUCAAGAACUCAAUAGAGGCUUCCAAAGGUACAGCUUCAACGUGAAGCUCGAUCCUAAGGU